CAGACCAUGUUAAAGACCAAGUUGAAUGUCCUAACUCUUCGGAAAGAGCCUCUCCCAACAGUGAUCUUCCAUGAACCAGAAGCCAUUGAGCUGUGCACCACAACUCCCCUCAUGAAGUCCCGGACUCACACUGGAUGCAAGGUUACAUAUUUGGGUAAGGUUUCCACAACAGGGAUGCAAUUUUUGUCAGGCUGCACAGAGAAACCAGUCAUUGAAUUAUGGAAGAAGCACACGCUCGCCAGGGAGGAUAUUUACCCAGCUAACGCCCUUCUGGAAAUUCGCCCUUUCCAAGUCUGGCUGCAUCAUCUGGACCUCAAAGGCGAGGCGACAGUCCACAUGGAUACCUUUCAGGUAGCACGUAUAGCCUACUGCACUGCUGACCACAACGUCAGCCCAAACAUCUUUGCUUGGGUCUAUCGGGAGAUCAACGAUGACUUGUCCUACCAGAUGGACUGCCAUGCUGUAGAGUGUGAGAGCAAGCUGGAGGCCAAGAAGCUGGCCCAUGCCAUGAUGGAGGCCUUUAAGAAGACUUUUCACAGCAUGAAAAGCGAUGGCCGUAUCCACAGGAACAGCUCGUCAGAGGAAGUGUCUCAUGAAUUUGAAUCUGAUGAUGGCUGACUGAACUCAUUCACGGUUCAGCAAAGGCAGAAAUGGCCUAGGGAGUGAGAUCUGAGAGGUGAAUAAGCAACAAUUGAAACUGGGGAAUGAAAGGACUGCCAAACACUUGUCUGACCAGCUUUUUAAAUCAAAAGAGCAAUUCAGUACCUACAGAUAUGCAUCAUUAAAGUAAUUACGUUACAUUGAAAUCUGCUGCUGUUGUAAAAGUGAGAAAAAAGCUCCCUCCCCCAUCUCUCUACACCCACCCAUCACUGUCCCUUUCUCAUCUCUGUAGUUCAGGUGCAUACCAUGAAGUAGAAUCAUUCCUGUUUGUCUUAUAAGACUGGUCAGGCAAUUUUAUUAGUUGCUCCUCUGGCAUUCCUAGCUGGGGGCUGAUGCACAAGAGCAAGUAGACCUGGAAAGCCCUGAUGGUUCCCGAAGAAUCUUUCUCCAUGAUGCAUCACAAAAAUCCAUUGACCGUACGUAGGCUAAGACAGCCAUACAUAGCCUUUUAGACUAAUGGCCUGGCAUUCUGCAGUUAAUUCACAUUUCACAGAUAAAAAAUGAAAGAAGAUGCUUGUAUGUACACAUUAUAUCAUAUGCUAUCCUUUAUUUUAUUCAUUGUACCUAUUUUCUUAAUAUACCUGCUGCCACGUCCUUCACCCAACACCAGUAGUUGCAGUUUCAGACUAUGUACUGCAGGAUACC
Haliaeetus leucocephalus (bald eagle) is the source of this 1305-nucleotide messenger RNA. RefSeq names its product phosphotyrosine interaction domain containing 1 (gene PID1). Bases 7 to 618 code for a protein of 203 amino acids. The record is from RefSeq and is a predicted model, not a curated record. Lineage: Eukaryota; Metazoa; Chordata; Aves; Accipitriformes; Accipitridae. The transcript is spliced from 2 exons. Gene Ontology annotation, biological process: regulation of cell population proliferation; negative regulation of insulin receptor signaling pathway; regulation of reactive oxygen species metabolic process. Gene Ontology annotation, cellular component: cytoplasm.